Molecule: messenger RNA, 3984 nt
Organism: Harpia harpyja (harpy eagle)
Lineage: Eukaryota; Metazoa; Chordata; Aves; Accipitriformes; Accipitridae
Gene: BMAL2
Product: basic helix-loop-helix ARNT like 2
Exons: 17
Coding region: 16-1890 (624 amino acids)
Biological process (GO): regulation of transcription by RNA polymerase II
Cellular component (GO): transcription regulator complex; cytoplasm; nucleus
Molecular function (GO): DNA-binding transcription factor activity, RNA polymerase II-specific; protein dimerization activity; RNA polymerase II cis-regulatory region sequence-specific DNA binding
Source: RefSeq, a predicted model, not a curated record
CACGGGCCGCCCGCCAUGGCCGAGGCAGGAGCGGGAAGCGCCGAGGGGACCGAGGAGGAGCGGCGGGCUGCUGAAGAUAAUUUCUCAAUAGAUGAAAACCCGUCCAUUGCUUCUGGAGUCCCUAGCCUCAUGAAUCCAAUAACUAAGCCUGCUACCACUACUUCUUUCAACGUUUCUGUGGCUGAGAUUCCAAGGAAGCGCAAAGGAAGUGAUUCUGAUAACCAGGACACAGUUGAAGUUGAUGGUGAUCCUCAGAAAAGGAGUGAAGAUGAAGAACAUGUUAAAAUAAAAGAUUUCAGAGAGGCUCACAGUCAAACAGAGAAGCGAAGAAGAGACAAAAUGAAUAAUCUGAUAGAGGAAUUGUCUGCUAUGAUACCUCAGUGCAAUCCCAUGGCACGAAAGCUAGAUAAGCUUACGGUGUUACGGAUGGCUGUGCAACACUUAAAAUCUUUAAAAGGUUCCACUAGCUCCUAUACAGAAGUCCGGUAUAAACCUUCAUUUUUAAAGGAUGAUGAGCUCCGACAGUUAAUCCUUAGGGCUGCAGAUGGAUUCCUAUUUGUGGUUGGAUGCCACAGAGGAAAAAUUCUGUUUGUCUCGGAAUCGGUUUGCAAAAUACUUAAUUAUGAUCAGGCCAGUUUAAUUGGACAAAGUUUGUUUGAUUACUUGCAUCCAAAAGAUGUUGCAAAAGUUAAGGAGCAACUUUCUUCUUCGGAUGUCUCUCCUAGGGAGAAGCUCGUAGAUGGGAAAACUGGCUUGCAAGUACACACAGAUUUUCAAGCUGGACCAGCUCGACUGAGUUCUGGUGCUCGACGUUCCUUCUUCUGUCGGAUAAAAUGCAGUAGGACCACAGUCAAAGAAGAAAAGGAGUGCUUGCCCAACCCAAAGAAGAAAGAUCACAGAAAAUACUGUACUAUUCACUGUACUGGGUAUAUGAAGAACUGGCCUCCUAAUGAGGUGGGAGUAGAAGAGGAAAAUGAUGUAGAAAAGGACAGUAGUAACUUUAACUGUCUUGUUGCAAUUGGGAGGUUACACCCCUAUAUUGUUCCACAAAAGAGUGGAGAGAUAAAAGUCAAAGCAACAGAAUUUGUUACACGAUUUGCCAUGGAUGGAAAAUUUGUUUAUGUAGAUCAGCGUGCAACAGCAAUUUUAGGGUAUCUGCCACAAGAGCUUCUAGGAACUUCUUGUUACGAGUACUGCCAUCAAGAUGAUCACAAUCAUCUAGCUGAAAAACAUAAAGAAGUGUUGCAGAAUAAAGAAAAAGUAUUUACAAAUUCCUACAAAUUUAGAGCAAAAGAUGGGACUUUCAUUACUUUAAAGAGUCAGUGGUUUAGUUUCAUGAAUCCCUGGACCAAAGAACUGGAGUACAUUGUAUCAAACAACACUGUGGUAUUAGGUCAUAACGAGUCAGCUGAAGAACAGGUCCUGUAUGGUUCUCAGCCUGCAGAAGAUGCUGUAAAACAGUCUUUAGUAAGUGUACCUGGAAUGUCCUCUGGAACAGUUCUUGGUGCUGGAAGUAUAGGAACCGAAAUUGCAAAUGAAAUAUUAGAAUUACAAAGGUUGCAUUCUUCACCAUCUGGGGAGUUAAGUCCAUCACAUCUCUUGAGAAAGUCACCUUCUCCAGCUUUAACUGUAAACUGCAACAAUGUGCCAAAUAAAGAGUUCAUUCAGUUAUGUCCUUCAGAAACAGAAGUUCUAGAGACUUCAGAACAGAACCAGGGUGCUAUUCAAUUUCCCAAUAAUGAACCUCUUCUCAGUGGUAAUUCUCAGCUGGACUUUGAUGCAAUAUGUGAAAAUGAUGACACUGCUAUGACAGCUCUUAUGAAUUACUUGGAGGCUGAUGGAGGGCUUGGAGAUCCAGCUGAACUCAGUGAUAUACAAUGGGCUCUCUAGUUUUGCUUUUUCAAAAUAAGAAGGAAUGUAAAACCCGUAAUACGCAACAACUGUGCAUCCUCAGUACUGUAUUAUAAUUUUUUAAUGUUUAUUUGACUUCAUACUUACUGUCUAUACAUUUUUAAAGACUGAAGCCUUGUUCAGAGAGAGACAGUUUCUGCUGCACCUAUGGAAAAAUGCAAUAUUUUUUUCAUGAUGGGGAAACCUUGGAAUUUUAAUAUUGAACCAUCUGUAACUGGAAUGCUUAAAACACAUUACUAUAUUUUUGCUAAGAAGCUUUAACCAAAAGGUACUGUACAAUUUACAGGAACAUUUUUUUCUUUAGUUUUAAUACUUAAACUUUUAUUUAUUGUUUUUGUUUCAAAUGGUAGAAUAUUGAUUAUCCAUGUUACUUCCUGUAAACCUUACUAUACUUAACAUAGUUAAAGAAUACUUGUAACUAUUAAAUUUCAUUGAAAUGAUGAUUUGCACACACUACAGUUGUAAAAUAAGGUAUUGUAAUUCUCAAAUGAUGCAGUUUGAUUCCUUGCCCUUUUCAGAAGUGCAAUUUUUGUAGUCAAAAGUGAAAAUAAGGCAUACAGUUCUGGGAGCAAGGAUUUGAAUUAGAUCACCAUAACAAUCAGAAGAGAAUGUUUUGAGAAAAAUAUUCACUUCCCUAGUAUGCAAAAGUGAUAAAGGUAGAAGAAAAGAGCAACAAAAUCUUAAUUACUAUUUUGUAUUGUUUGUGAUGUAUUAUUUGAGGGGCAGUGCAUAGAAAAGUAAUGCUAUAACUGUAAUAAAGCACUUUGGUUUCAUCACUAGAGAAGUUUGGAUAGAUUGUCUUGGUUCCAGAGUGAGGCUAGCACUGCCUAUUAGUGAAGAAAAUCUUAAAAUCCUGUAGUAUCUUUUAUAGUCUCUAUGUUUUUGGAGAGAUUAGGGUGAUUUUCUAUUGCUUAAGUCUGUGACUUUUUAAAAUAUUUGUGUAAUAUAGUGCUGUCUGUAAGUAAAUGCUAUAUAGGAUGAUCUUUUGGGGGACAGCUUUUGCAAGAAUUGUAUCGCAGUUACAGCAAAUUACUCAACAUGGCACUUAAUAGGUUGUAUUAGAACAAUAUAGCAUUAAUAUAUAAAGUGGAUCUUUUUAUUUCUGGUAUUAAAAGUUUAGACAAAAUUUUGCAUCUAUUAUAUCAUAAAAGCAUAAUUUUUCUUUUUUUUUUUUUUUAAUUUGGGUAAUGAAAGCAUUUGAAGAUAGUUGAUACAUGUGCAUAUUUUUAAUACAGACAUUUAAACCCAGGCACCACCAUAAGCACUACUGCAUUUGUUUUAACACUGGAGGUGAGCGAUAGCCAGCCUGUUUUGGAUCUUUUUAUGAAGGCUGAAGUGUGUGAACAAAUAGAAGUGGUAGUCGCUAGAUGUCAGACUUCUACUGUUGGAUAACUACCCUUUCCUGAAUGAAUACGUCAUUUUGUCAUGCACUGACUUCCUAUGCUUUGACAGAGCAGCUUUAUAUCUUAUAGAUAUGAAUCAGUUUGCAAAUGAUGAGGUUUUUGGUGACAUCUUGUCCAGGUUUUCUAGAGCGGCUUGUUGGAUUGAUUUUUUUUUUUUAAGUCUAUAGAUUUUUUGCAUUAAACUUGCAUGUGAUUUCCUGCAUUCAAUUUUUUUUUUUACAGACGUGGGGCCAAAAUUAUCUGUUCUCUAGCUUUAUUAGAAUAAAGUUUUCUGUUUCUUCACAGAAAAUGAAUUUUGGGCUAUAUCAUGGAACAAAGUGAAAAAAAUAAACAGGAACUUUCUAAGAAUUGAUAGAAUUCUAUUUGUAUAAAAGAAACUUGAGAAUUUCAGUUUUUGCCAUUGUAAAAUGUAUUUUCUUUAUUCUAGAAAUGAAUUCUGAAUAAAACAAAAACUGUCGCUAACAGAGAUAAAUGAGUAAAUAAAUAACUUAAAAUUAUACAGGCUUUCCUCAACAUACUUUCUUUUUUAACUGGAUUAGUUUGAAAAUGGUGCAGAUGUUAUUGAAGGAACAUAUUAAUUCUUUCACAAGAUUUAUAUAAUCAUCUAGAGUCAAAACAUUAUUUUUGGAUUCUUCUUGGAUUUCCCUAAAAAAUAAAAACAAAAAUGUAA